Molecule: messenger RNA, 1284 nt
Organism: Quercus robur (English oak)
Lineage: Eukaryota; Viridiplantae; Streptophyta; Magnoliopsida; Fagales; Fagaceae
Product: putative cysteine-rich receptor-like protein kinase 12
Exons: 3
Coding region: 728-1204 (158 amino acids)
Biological process (GO): protein phosphorylation
Molecular function (GO): protein kinase activity; ATP binding
Source: RefSeq, a predicted model, not a curated record
CUGAAGAUCUCCGUUUCAUGAAUCUGUCCACUAUAAGGGCUGCUACAGAUGACUUUACAGAUUCGAAUAAGCUGGGACAAGGUGGGUUUGGCCCUGUCUACAAGGUAAGACUUUUAUAUUUCCAUGGGUCAAAAGUAAGGACGCGGUUUAGAUUAGAUUCCCCUUUUACUGUUUUUCCUAUUUCACCUACUUUUGUUGUAAGCAAGCUUAAUUAUAUAUAUUCAAUUUGCUCAAUUGUUUAUGGAAGAGGGCUAUUACUUACUACCUUAGACUAUCUGUAUUGGAUGUUUAAUUUAUGUUAGCAGCUUCCUUUGAAACAAAACCCACUAAGAGCAGCCUGCCACAGUGCCUUUAUACCAUAAGGCCAUAGGCACGUGGGUUUGGAUUAGUUUUUGUUGAAUAUGUUAUUUAUAUAUUUAUAUGUUAAAAGUUGGGAAAAAUGUAGUUAUACCUUGAAAAGUUGUUGGAAUGUAAGCAAAUUAUCUAAUAUAGACUUAGGUUUAGUUAAUGUAUACCCUUAGGACACACAUUAAUCAUUCAUUUUAGAAAACUUUUUAUAAGAUAUAUAAAAAGCUAUCAAAAAAGUUAAUCAUUUUUUCAUAAAAAAUUUCCUAAAAUGAUUUACUAACAUAUGCUCUAAUGGCACCCGUUAGUAAAACCCUAUAAAUUUACAUUAAAAAAGCUAAUCCAAAAUGCAUGUGUUUUGUAUGUCACUAAGCUAGAUUUUAUGGGUAAGUAUGGAUAUUCUUAUCAGGGUGUCCUGCCAGAUGGUAAGGAAAUAGCAGUUAAAAGAAUGUCAAGGAUGUCAAGGCAAGGGUUAGAGGAAUUGAAAAAUGAGGUCAUACUUAUUGCAAAACUUCAACAUAGAAACCUUGUGAGGCUCUUGGGAUAUAGCAUAGACGAAGACGAAAAGCUGCUUGUGUAUGAAUUCAUGCCCAACAAAAGCCUUGAUUUCUUUAUCUUUGAUUCAGAAAGAUGCACUCAACUUGAUUGGAAAACAUGCUACAACAUUAUUGCUGGUAUUUCUAGAGGACUUCUUUACCUUCACGAGGACUCUAGACUAAAAAUCAUUCAUAGGGAUCUAAAACCUAGCAAUAUAUUGUUGGACCAUGAAAUGGUUGCCAAAAUAUCAGAUUUUGGAAUGGCAAGAAUCUUUGGUGAAAACCAAAACACUGCUAAUACUACGAGAGUUGCAGGAACAUAGCAUGGAGGCUGUGGAAGGAAGGAAAAGGAUUGGAAUUUAUAGACCCUUUGUUGAUGGAAUCUGGCCAGACAAUAGAAGUA